Aspergillus fischeri NRRL 181 is the source of this 4350-nucleotide messenger RNA. RefSeq names its product putative DEAD/DEAH box DNA helicase (Mer3). The coding region runs from base 1 to 4350 and encodes 1449 amino acids. The transcript has 12 exons. The record is from RefSeq and is a predicted model, not a curated record. NCBI's taxonomy places the organism in Eukaryota, Fungi, Ascomycota, Eurotiomycetes, Eurotiales, Aspergillaceae. Gene Ontology annotation, molecular function: nucleic acid binding; ATP binding.
AUGGGGCGCAAAUCUCACCAGCCCUUCUCGAUAGCACGGCAUAGUGCUUCCAACCAAAGGCCGAUGGGUGCAAGGCGGCCCCAACUUGGGCUGCCGGCAUCAAAAGCAAUCAUCGAUCAAAGACUUAUCGAAGGCUCUCAGAUCUCUCAACCUUGGAACAGACCUCGAGGAUAUGAAUCUCAGAAUGUCGAGCCCCAUAGCCAGCUUGUUGGUCCGGAUUUGCAAUCCUUCCGUAGCGAUGAUCAUCAGCUGGACGCCUUUGACCUCGAACUGCUUGCCCAGGCAGAUGAGAGCAACCGGAAUCCACUGAGGCAACCGGCUAACUUAAACUAUCCAUCGGUGCAGCCUAGAAAUGAUGGUGCGAAGCAGGUAUCUCGAUUUUUCCAGACGAGCUCCCACAUAACGCCGCUCCGAAGUUUGGAUUCUAGCUCAUCGGAUGUAGGUCUGGGGUCGCCUUCUAGUCCGCUCAGUCGAUUGCAGCUCGGAAAGACGAUUGUGACACGUCGGGAGCAAGAGUAUCAAGCCACGGGGCCUUCGAGACAGUACAACGAAGAUCAACUAUCGCAUGAGGAAGAUUCGCCAUCGCACGGAACUUCUACACUAUCGAUUGGUACAGCACAAUGUCAAAAGAGCCACUUCGAAAACAUCCCCAUGUCAGUUAGAGGAAUUGUCCUUGUCUCAGUACACGAGCUUCCGGAUAGCUACAGGUCCAUCUUUCAUUUCCCGGUAUUCAAUGCUGUACAGUCGAAAUGUUUCCAGCGUGUCUACAAGACCGACGACAAUAUUGUGCUGGCAGCUCCUACUGGAAGUGGUAAGACAGUCAUUAUGGAAUUGGCAAUCUGUCGCCUGCUCAGUACUUUAAAGGAUGAGCGCUUCAAGGUCGUCUAUCAGGCGCCGACCAAGUCUCUGUGCUCCGAGAGAUUUCGGGACUGGAACAGGAAGUUCAUGUCGUUGGGACUCCAGUGUGCGGAGCUAACUGGCGACACUGAUCAUACGCAGCUCAGGAGUGUUCAGAACAGUCAGAUCAUCGUUACUACACCGGAAAAGUGGGACAGCAUGACUCGGAAGUGGAAAGAUCAUGCGCGCUUGAUGCAAUUGGUCAAGCUCUUCCUGAUUGACGAGAUUCACAUUCUCAAGGAGGCUCGUGGUGCGACGCUUGAAGCGGUUGUGUCGAGAAUGAAGACAUUCGGGUCGAAUGUUCGCUUCGUCGCUCUGAGUGCUACGGUCCCAAACUCGGAGGAUAUUGCGAGCUGGCUCGGGAAAGACGCAACGAAUCAACAUGUACCGGCGCACCGAGAGCACUUUGGGGAGGAUUUUCGUCCCGUCAAACUCCAGAAGUUUGUGUACGGUUAUCAGUCGCACAGCAAUGAUUUUGCCUUCGACAAGUUAUGCAGUUCGAAGCUCCCCGAUAUUCUAGGUACGCACUCAUGUAGGAAGCCAAUCAUGAUUUUCUGUUGUACUAGGAAUUCGUGCGUCGCUACCGCAAAAGAGCUUGCUCGUCUAUGGUCCAUGACCAACCCUCCGGCAAGGUUAUGGAAAGUAUCUGGGAAGCAUCUCGAAGCGCACAAUGCAGACCUCAGAACCACGCUGAUGGCAGGAGUCGCAUUUCAUCAUGCCGGUCUCGACCCUGCUGAUCGCCACACCGUUGAGUCUGGGUACCUGCAGGGACAUGUCGCCGUCAUUUGCUGUACCUCAACCCUGGCAGUGGGGGUCAAUCUCCCAUGCCACCUUGUCAUAAUCAAAGGUACAGUAGGUUGGCAGGAUGGUGGCUGCAAGGAAUACUCCGAUCUCGAAAUGAUGCAGAUGCUUGGCCGAGCUGGUCGACCUCAAUUCGACGACAGCGCUAUUGCAGUGAUUAUGACGAGAAAGGACCGAGUUCAACAUUACGAGAAACUCGUAUCUGGAUGUGAGACCCUUGAGAGCUGUUUGCACCUCAACCUGAUCGACCACUUGAACGCCGAGAUUGGGCUAGGUACUGUCACCGAUGUCGAUUCCGCGGUCAGAUGGCUGGCGGGUACUUUCCUGUUUGUCAGGCUGAGAAGAAAUCCAAAGCACUAUCAGCUGAAGGAAGGGGCCACAAAGGAUGAUGAAGACGAAAUGCUUAGGCAGAUUUGCGAAAAGGACAUCAGACUUCUGCAAGAGACUGGACUAGUGGCUUCUGACCGUCUCAAGUCCACACCCUUCGGAGAUGCCAUGGCUCGGUACUAUGUACGGUUCGAUACCAUGAAGACUUUACUCGCGCUGAAAUCUCACGCAACUGUAUCUCAAGUGCUUUCUGCAAUUGCGGAGGCGGAAGAAUUCCGUGAGAUACGGCUGAAGGCAGGCGAGAAGUCACUGUAUAAAGAACUGAACCGUGCCAAUGGCAUAAGGUUCCCAGCGAAAGUUGAUAUAGCGCUUCCAGCUCAUAAGAUCCUAUUGCUCAUCCAGUCAGAGCUCGGUGGGGUCGAGUAUCCGGACGGCGAACAAUAUCAGAAACACAAGUUUGCUUUUCAACAAGACAAGAACUUCGUGUUCUCUCAUAUCAAUAGACUAAUUCGAUGCGUGAUAGAUUGCCAAAUCUCCCUUGAAGACUCAAUCACCGCUCGAAAUGCCCUCGAGCUCGCACGAAGCUUUGGGGCCAAGGUUUGGGAUAACUGUCCUCUGCAGAUGAAGCAAAUCGACCAAGUCGGUAUUGUGGCAGUGCGAAAACUUGCGGCAGCUGGGAUUACCAGCAUCGAUGCCCUGGAAGCUACAGAGCCCCAUCGCAUUGAUAUGAUCAUGAGUAGGAAUCCGCCGUUCGGGAUGAAACUACUUGCUCGUGUUGCCGACUUUCCUAAGCUUAGAGUGAAUGUCAAAUUGGUAGGAAAGGAAAUUAAACCCGGAAAACCUGUAAGAAUACGAUUCGAGGCUGAAAUUGCGUUCAUGAAUGAGAAAACCCCGACGUUCUUCCAACGGCGACCUGUGUAUGUCUGCUUCUUAGCAGAGACCUCCGACGGCCAUCUGAUAGAUUUUCGGCGUAUCAGUGCAAGUAAACUUCAGCAGAGUCAGGAGAUAUCUCUAGAUGCAGAGCUGAAAAGGCCAGGGCUACAUAUAACGUGCUAUGCGAUGUGUGACGAGAUCGCCGGUACUUUGAGGUCUGCAGAGUUGAAGCCUGAGCUGCCAAAUGUCUCUUUCCCAUCUCGGCCAAGUCAAGCCUUGGAGUCGAUGCAGCGGCCUAGGGUGAAUGUUCCAAGUCGCGAUACCGACGACACUCCGAUCAACGCAAACGAUCGAGGAGCAGACGAUAUCGAAAAUGAUGAUUGGCUCUUUGAUGACUUGAUGGAGACAGACGAGGCAAGCAACUGGGCUGGCGUCAACCAGUCAACCGGCACAUCCCGCAGUCGAACUGAGGAGAAAGGCUCGAAAGAAUGCAACUCUGAGAAUUCACUUCCUGGAAAUGACAAAGAGCCGCCUCGACUAGACAAUGGCAGAUAUGCAUGUAACCACAGGUGCAAGGACAAGACAACAUGCAAGCAUCUCUGCUGCCGAGAAGGCCUCGAGAAGCCGCACAAAGUCACUCGGAAGCAGUCUACUAACGGCAAUCAGGCGAAGAGUGGGCUUAACCAGCUGACACUCUCAGCCAGCAUUCCUAGAACAAAGGCUGGGAGGACCUCGACGAUUGAGGCUCGGGAUAAGGGUAAUAUCACUGAUAUCGGGGACAUUUUCCACCUCAGCUUCACCAGUCAUGUCUCCAAGCCUCAAUGCUCUUCAAGUGACUAUGGUGAUGAUAGCUUUGACGACUUGCCGUCGCCAUCAAAGCUGCUGGUGGGCUUUAGUACGGGCACAACGACUCAAGUAAACGAGAAGACCGAAACAAAUGCCAGUGAGUGCGAUGAUAUAACCGAGGCAGAUGAUACUUGGACCGAUGUCGAUGAUUUGUUCACGUAUACAGUUCAACCUUCUUCCACUGACUCGCCAGACCAAGUCAAAAUCCACACUGCCACAUCAGCCACGAGAAAGCAAGAUCAGACAUUAGUGCCACCGGAUAAUCCCAUGUUUGGACGAAGUGUAGUCUCAAACGAGAACGAUAUUCCAAGGGCUUCUGAGACCGACGUCGACAAAGGGCUCGACCCAUCUCGAGUCUCAGAUGAGCACCGCGGACGAAAGAGGGGCCUCUCAUGGCUGUGUGAGAGAGCCCACUCCGAUGAAAGAAUGGAGAAAAGAACGAAGCACGACGAGCCUGGUCAGAUUCCUCGCGGUCAAGUUGAGACUGCUUUAGAGAUAAACGCCAGCGUUCAGGGAUCCGCAAAUCCACCAGAGGUGCCAAAGGAUUGGGAUGACAUCGACCCUGCUCUGCUGCAUCAAUUCAAAGACAUCGUCAAUUUUUUCUAG